Molecule: messenger RNA, 2274 nt
Organism: Camponotus floridanus (Florida carpenter ant)
Lineage: Eukaryota; Metazoa; Arthropoda; Insecta; Hymenoptera; Formicidae
Gene: CCAP-R
Product: cardioacceleratory peptide receptor
Exons: 9
Coding region: 887-2140 (417 amino acids)
Biological process (GO): G protein-coupled receptor signaling pathway
Cellular component (GO): membrane
Molecular function (GO): vasopressin receptor activity
Source: RefSeq, a predicted model, not a curated record
AAUAAAUUAUCAUCAGCCGAACGUAUCUUAAAAUAGUACGAAAGUUACGAUAUCGAGCAUCGUACUUGAACUGUGUGAUAUUAAUACAUUACAGAGGUGUAUAUAAUUUUUUUUUCUUUUUUUUUGUGUUCUCUAUGGGAGGGUAAAUUCGCCAGAACCCUUCGACACGUGCGCGAGCGUGGGCGCGUGCGAGCGCGACGCCACGUCGUGUGCCGGUAGUUCCUUCUCUGAAACCGGCUCUCGACGCGCCUUCAGUCGCGUUCCGCGCGCCGUACGAGCGGGUGUGUUUUUGCUCUUGCAUUUUGCUCUCCGUUAGAGAUCAUUCUAUUCUUUACUCAUCCGUCUAUUCGAAAGAUACGUUCGACGGGAAUGUGACGUAACCGGAAGUUUGAGCCUAAACCGACAAACCUACAUAAUACGAAAUAAAUAAGCAUAAAACGAGCCGUCGAAUAAUCGUCAACGAAACUAGUAUCCAGCGAAUCGGAAGUAAAAAUCGGAGCUAUAAUUCUUCUAUGUGGCAGAUUUUUGGAGUGAAAAAAUAUCGUAGCUGAGCUCUUGGCGAACAUACACAUACAACGAGAUGGCUUGAGCUGAUGAGACCCACGGAUAUAUCUUGUUAUUUUGAACAUGUUUCAAUCGAGUCGUUUGAUUAUUCCUGGUGUACCGAGUGAGUCGCGAAAUAACAAAUACGGGAUACGGUGAAACUUUUUAAGCUCUUAUAAUUGCUUCAUCAGGAGAACUUGCAACAAGCAAAAAUCAAAACUAUUGUGGAAAUAGCGGUGUUUCGCGGAGUGAAAGAAUCGCGCCGUCAAUAGAGAUGAAAUCGGUCGAAUCGAACUUAUGACUAUUGCAUGGCAAACUUGCAAAGUGAAAAUCUGAGCGGUGGAUGUUAUUGAUCAAUACAAACAUGUUCGGAAACGCGAAUCAAGUGCGAUCAAGCGAAUGUAAUCAGACGGCCGACCAAGGAUUGAGGAACUUCACCGACGAACUCUGUGAAGCACUACUGGAUUACAUCAAUGUCACGUCACAACCGGAUGUCAAUAUAACGGAAGAAAUUGACUCGUUUUACUUCUACGAGACGGAACAAUUCGCAGUACUAUGGCUGUUAUUUGCGGUAAUAGUCGCCGGCAAUAUUGCUGUUCUCGCCGGACUUCUGCUGGGAAAACGCAGAAAAUCUCGAAUGGAUUUUUUCAUCAAACAAUUAGCAUUUGCGGAUCUACUAGUUGGCCUAAUAUCCGUACUGACAGACAUAAUCUGGAGAACGACGGUCACGUGGUACGCGGGAAAUGUAGCUUGCAAGCUGAUAAGGUUUAUGCAGGCCGUAGUGACCUACAGCUCAACUUAUGUCCUUGUGGCUUUGUCAAUCGACAGAUACGACGCCAUCACUCGCCCGAUGAAUUUCUCGGGCAGCUGGUGGAGAGCUCGAGUUUUGGUAAUUACGGCUUGGGCUCUAUCAGCGUUAUUCAGUAUGCCAAUGAUAUUUCUAUACGAAGAGAAACGAAUACAGGGUACGACACAGUGCUGGAUCGAUUUGGGUUCCCCGACCCAAUGGAAGAUCUACAUGAGUCUAGUGAGUUUCAGCCUCUUUAUAGCGCCCACCCUGAUAAUAGGAGGCUGUUACACAGUCAUCGUGGUUACAAUAUGGUCGCAAGGAGCAGCGUUACGUCAAGGACCGACUAGAGAUACUCGAAGGGCGUCUUCGAGAGGUCUCAUUCCCAGGGCGAAAAUCAAAACCGUUAAGAUGACUUUCGUAAUAGUUUUCGUGUUUAUCCUUUGCUGGAGUCCAUACAUAGUCUUCGAUCUUCUUCAAGUUUAUGGACAUGUACCACAAACUCAAACGAAUAUCGCAAUCGCCAGUUUCAUACAAAGUUUGACGCCGCUCAAUUCAGCCGCUAACCCAAUCAUUUAUUGUCUGUUCAGUACUCCGUUUUGUAAAACUGUACGGAACAUGCAGGCAAUCUCUUGGAUUUCGAGUUGGUGCCCGACAAAUUCACAUCACUGCUUCGGUAUCGGAGCAACGAAUAAUAGUACAAGAACGACCGUGACAACAUCUCUGACGGCUCAAUCCUCUCGCAGAAGUGGGCACUUUACUAUGUUACAUUCUACGUCGCGGAAACGCGUCAUGGUCUCUCUGGUUUAAAGUCACGAUAUCUGAGAUGUGGUCGCAUUAAUUUCUUUGCAGAUUUAUAUUUUACGUCGGAAGAUUUUUAAUAAUUUUACUUGCCUACACUAACGAUUGAUUGUUACAAAAAGAACAUAACUCAUUUUUCUUAC